Molecule: messenger RNA, 3696 nt
Organism: Penicilliopsis zonata CBS 506.65
Lineage: Eukaryota; Fungi; Ascomycota; Eurotiomycetes; Eurotiales; Aspergillaceae
Exons: 3
Coding region: 1-3696 (1231 amino acids)
Biological process (GO): regulation of transcription by RNA polymerase II
Cellular component (GO): nucleus
Molecular function (GO): DNA-binding transcription factor activity, RNA polymerase II-specific
Source: RefSeq, a predicted model, not a curated record
AUGGCUGCUCCUACCCGUAUCGAGACUCUGAGAUUCCUCUUUCCUGUGGGAAGCACGCCUGCUGUGUGCCUCACUCAAUCCCUGCCCCCUGACCAGGAUGCUGCUUUGUUGCUCCUUGGGUGCGGAGACGUCCGAAAUAUUCUGUACACAUCGUACGCAGAUUCAGGAAACGACCGCAAGCUCGAUAUAACCUGCUGCGAUAUCGAAGUUGAGAUCAUAGCUCGAAAUAUCCUAUUCUACACACUCCUUGUUGACGACACGGAGAGAAAGAACACGGACAAAAUCUGGAACCUUUAUUAUCAUUUCUCUAUUGACAGCGACUCUCUUCAUCUUCUCAGAGACCAGGCAGACCAGCUGCAAAAGCUUGCUAGUACGAUCGAAGAGUGGAAUGAUGGGAAAUAUGGCCAUCUGCUCCGCUUUUGUGACACAAACACCUUCUCCAAGGUCGUGGGUUUGUGGAAAUUUUAUUCCUUGCAGCCGUCUCACGGAGAAGCCUUUGAAGAACAGCAGGCACGCCUUGAACGGGGUAUCCAGAAGGCGAGAAAGAUAAAAGAGACGGUCGUAGGCAAUUCAUUCAUCUUCUCGGGAAUCAGGUCGGCAGCUCCUUGCGCCUCACACGCUCUCCAAGACCUUCCACAGUCCCAUAAAAUAUACUGGGACAAUGGAACAGCUACUCCAGGUCUUGCUCAGAGUACGGAGAGCCAACAGAUCAAUCCUAUGUUUGGAACCCUUGACGACAAUUUGGUUAUCCACUAUGGUGCCGAUCCGCGGCUGGGAUUUCAUCUGGCGACUACAUAUGCGCCUCUUGUUAAGCAUUCUCCCCUGGCUCCGAACGGGGCUGGGUCCGAAGAGCAAGUCGACAGCUUCCCGGGUGUCCAAGCCCAAUUCAAUGCAUACACCCAAGCAUUUCAGAGCUUCGCUGGGCGCCUGACUAUUCGAUUUGUGAAUUCGGACGCCCUGGCCCUCUGUCACACUUUGCAGCAUGUGAGGGAGCAUGGAAAAAGCAAGAAUGCCCGAUGGUAUUGUAGCCCUUACUCCUAUACGCCUCUUUUUCUAGAUAGCAACGACUACUCCCCACAAGGGUCAAAAUCAGAAGCACCUCUGUCCUUCGACAUCAUUGACACCUCGAACUUAAUGGACUAUGUUGGCUGCCUCAAUUUUCUGGCUGCCGCAAGCCCGCUGCUGAAUCCUAGCCCCAGCUCUACCCUGUUCACUGAAACUCUUGGUUUGCAAGAAAAGAGCGUCGAAAUGUCUGCAAGAAAGCUGCUCUACGACGACUUGCUGACAAUUGCUCUUUUCUUCGGUCUUAUUCCCUUGCAGUGCUGGACUGGAGUCUCUACAACUUCUAUCUUUGAUGAAGAGUUGGCAAAUAGCCUGCAUCUGUUGCAAGAAACCACAAGUUGCCAGUCCCGGUAUGUUUUCCAAUGGAAAAGCCUCGAUUUCACUUCACGGCGUCUUGUUUCUUUUGACCCGAUCGAGCUGGCGUCUCUACUCUACCGGGUCUACGUCAGUUUAUUUGACGAUGCAAGAUUGGAGCAAGUUUGGAAAAUGAAGGCGGAUGAUAUCUUGAGACUGUCCUACGCAACGUAUACCCGAACAAGCUUUGCUGCAAUCAUUGGCUUGAUCCGUCGUGAAAAGCUGGUGGAAUGGGAGACUUUCAUGCCUGAGCUUUACCGUCUGAUUCUGAAUGACUCGACUCUACACGCGGGCUCACAUUAUCUCCAGGAUUUGGGUGUGCAAUUGCACCUGCAGGGCUUAUACAAUGUACCAACAUUGGAACUCAGUCCUCAGGAGCUUGAUGAAAUACAGGCAAAUCCACAACUUGGACAGUGGACGUCUGUCCCUGCCGUCGUAUGCCUAACCAUGGUAAUCCCACGCGAGAGAUUUGCCGAGGUGUUUGGCUCUCACAUGCUUGGAGGAUCAAGCAGUCUUGCCGUGCAAAUCAGGCUACAAUCCGCUCAGCAAAUGAUUCAGAAUUAUUUCCCAGCUCUUCAGCUGAGCUUUGGGAGAUUGAAAACUACCGGGAUCAGAUAUGCUGAGAGCUUCGCGGUUGAAGUUGAGGAAGAUCCUCGCCAGUGGGAUGCUGCAGCGCCGCUGAUUGCCUCCGUAAUGGUUCCUUCCUGGGAGGUGUUUUCCGGCGCGGGCCUGUCUAAAGAAGUCGUUUUUGCGUUGAAGGAGACUCCUGUCUCGAUGGCCAAGUUUUCCGGGAAACUUGGCAAGCCUCUAGAGAUUACCAAGUCGACUCUGGCCGGCGAUGAUGUGUUCAUCACCAAGCACCAGCCUAAUAUGCAUGGGGAUAUUUCGAGUUUUGGAAUGUUUGCCGUAGCUUCGCCAAUGCACCCAGCAGAGCUAUCAAACAAAUCUCCAUCAGACGUGUCUUCACGAAUUCACAUCGCGCUAGCCUCGGAGGAGAUGAAAUUCACUAGUAUCACUACGCAUCUCGAUAUCGCGCCCGGGCCCUUGCAAGACCGUCUUCGAGCGGGAGGCGCCAUUCAUGUGUCAUUGGUAUCACCUUUUGAGAUAGCAUUUGCUUUCGAUUCCGAUACACCCAUCCAGAACGUCCGACUUCCGGUACCGGUACGCACUACUGGAAGCAAGACGAAAGUGUCACGGAAAUCCUCAUAUAUUGAGCUGACUGCUCCCGUUGUUUCUCAAACGCUGCUUGCAUCCCGGCCGGACAGCUUCUUUUCGAUGUCACUGCAUCAGGGAGUACCUGUUAUUGGCAGUACGCACUAUGUCUCGCUCGACCGACUCCCAAUCAUUGCAGUAAAUAAUCAGGCCGGUGCAAAGCUUCUCUGGUUUAUUCCUCAUCUUUCCAGCAUGUUCUCCGCGCAGGAAAGGACCGAGCGGGGAAGACUGUUGCAUCAGAGUAGGGCGGAUACAGCAAUCCGGGUGAACUUCAAGGACUCACUUUUCAGCAUGUUCCUGCAAUUCACCGAGGAUCAGAAUGGCGUGCGCCAGUCGAUCUUUGCUGUGAAAGGCGCGACCACCAGCAGCGUUGAGAUUCUCAUUUUCGUCGCCGACCUUCGGCUCGACAUCUCCAAUCAGACCGUGGUCCUCGACGCGGCAGCUAUCCCCAUGUACGACGAACUGAAGCCACAGCUGAAAUUCUUGCUCAGCACCCUCGGGACUCUCGGCGUUGUGGCUAUCGUCGUGGACGACAAGGAGCUUCUGGCAUGGAAGCACGCCCUGCCUGUCUUCACUGAGCGGUGCCGGGACUGGGAACACAUCCCGUCGUGCUCAUAUGCGGUAUCUGGCAAGGUGCCCGUCUCUGUCGAGGAGGGUAAGGAAGUCCUGUGCGCGUGCGGACGAGGCAAGUUCCCAGACGGAUACGGAAUCCCACAGACCGGCGCAUGGGGGCUCGCCAUGCCGCAUGCGACGCGGAUGGCCAUCCCGCUUUGCUUCCCUGUGCCCUUUAUUGAUCGCCCAUUCAGCCUCCGUGAUUUGAAGACUGAACAGGGGGGUACUGAGGAAUCCUUAGCCCGCAGACUGGAAAUCGAGCUGCGACAGAGGAUCGAAGAGGAGGAGAAGAAAAGGGAGGGGUCCUGUCGUCGGUGCGGUCAAAAGGAGUCUGAGCGAGGAACUACGCUGUUUCGAUGCGGAGCAUGCAAAAGGGCAGAGUACUGCUCCAAGGACUGCCAGAAGAAGGACUGGACGGCGCACAAGGCACAGUGUAAAUUCUUCCAGCAGGGAUAG